AUGUCGUACUACUCUCGGGUGAAUAGACAUCAACGUCACAUAUCUCACCCCUGCAAAAGGCAGAAGAUUCCAAACUCGCAAUUCGCAAGUCGUCCCGACUUGCCGCCGAGUCUCACUUCCCACGUGUGCGCGUUUUUCCUUCUUCUCCCUUCUUAUAUCCCUUGCUUACUCCGGUAUCUUCUUAUCCACUUUGGCUUAGAUUCACCCACUAAGUGA
Molecule: messenger RNA, 216 nt
Organism: Penicillium expansum
Lineage: Eukaryota; Fungi; Ascomycota; Eurotiomycetes; Eurotiales; Aspergillaceae
Exons: 1
Coding region: 1-216 (71 amino acids)
Source: RefSeq, a predicted model, not a curated record